Messenger RNA from Anisakis simplex (herring worm), 756 nucleotides. The record is from the annotation of a GenBank genome assembly. Lineage: Eukaryota; Metazoa; Nematoda; Chromadorea; Rhabditida; Anisakidae.
AUGGCACAAGUGUACGCACAACAAACAAAAGUUGUUGGUGCAUCUCCAGAUGGUGAUAAGAUCGGUCAAACUGCUGCUGAUAAGCUGGCUACAGAUGGAGCCGAGACGACAUCCGGAGUGAUCCAGACGAAUGAAGUGGAUGACAAUAAGAGGGAUGAUUCCGACGUUUCGGAUGAGGAACCAGGCGAUGAUCUUCCCUCGAAUCCAGCCAUUGCUCCUGCGUCGAUGUGGAAUCGUCAGGAUAUCGUCGAAUUCAAGAACGCGAUUCGUAAAGAAGGCGCUGAAGGGAUCAUCAAAGUUGGUCACGGUGAAACUGUAACGGUANGUACGCAAUGUUUGGUACGUGUACCGACUCACGAAGAAGGGACGUGUCUGUUUUGGGAAUUCGCCACAGACUAUUACGAUAUUGGUUUUGGUGUUCUUUUCGAGUGGACUAUUGCUGAAUCGAAUCAGGUAUCUGUACAUAUAUCGGAAUCGUCAGAUGAAGAAGCUGAUGAAGAGUUGACCCAAGCUGAAUUAAGGGCAAGUGGCACUGGUGAUGUGGAGAGUGGAAGUCUAACAAAAGAAAAACAACGAGAUCCGAAUAAACCGCACAUCGAUGAAAUUGUACCUGUUUAUCGACGUGAUUGUCACGAAGAGGUUUAUGCAGGUAGUCAUGUAUAUCCAGGUCGAGGUGUUUAUCUUCUCAAAUUCGACAAUUCUUAUUCAUUAUGGCGUUCAAAGACUCUCUACUACAGAGUUUACUACAGUAAAUAA